GCGGCUCGGUGCGGGUCCGGGUGCACCUGUGUCCGCUCUGCGGGAGUCACGCCCGCGUCCCUUGUUCCUCCGAGGGUACACCCUGUGAUGAUACCUCCCCGCAAACAAAGCGGGCCGCGGAGCCGGGCCGUGGCGCACGGAGCCUGUGUCCUGUAGAUAAACCGGGGCCGAGCGUGCACGCCGGCCGGCCGCUGAAGCUUGACGGACUUGGGAAGCCCUGGCCGGCGUCGGGCUGGAGCCGGCGCCCCGGAGCGCAAUGGAGGCGGCGGCGAGAGGGGACUCGGGAACCGGCGCCGAGUAGCCCGCGGACCCAGGCCCAGCCCACCCUGCCAUGGAGGUGCCCAGCGUCAAGGACUUCCAGUGGAAGCGUCUGGCCCCGCUGCCCAGCCGCCGGGUCUACUGCUCCCUGCUGGAGAGCGGGGGACAGGUGUAUGCCAUCGGGGGCUGCGACGACAAUGGGGUCCCCAUGGACUGCUUCGAGGUCUACUCCCCCGAGGCUGACCAGUGGACCACCCUGCCCCCUAUGCCCACAGCCCGCGCCGGGGUGGCGGUCACCGCCCUGGGCAAGCGCAUCCUGGUGAUCGGGGGAGUGGGCACCAGCCAGCUGCCGCUGAAGGUCGUGGAGAUGUACAACAUGGACGAGGGCAAGUGGAAGAAGCGGAGUGCCCUUCGAGAGGCUGCCAUGGGCAUUUCUGUCACGGCCAAAGAUUACCGAGUCUACGCAGCAGGUGGAAUGGGCCUGGACCUCCGUCCACACAGCCACCUCCAGCACUACGACAUGCUCAAGGACAUGUGGGUGUCGCUAGCCCCCAUGCCCACCCCGAGAUAUGCCGCCACCUCCUUCCUCCGAGGGUCCAAGAUCUACGUGCUGGGGGGACGGCAGUCCAAGUACGCGGUCAACGCCUUCGAGGUCUUUGACAUCGAGACUCGCUCCUGGACCAAGUUCCCCAACAUCCCCUGCAAGCGGGCCUUCUCCAGCUUUGUGACGCUCGGCGACCACCUGUACAGCCUGGGGGGCCUGCGGCAGGGGCGGCUCUACCGGCGUCCCAAGUUCCUGCGCACCAUGGACAUGUUCGACAUGGAGCAGGGGGGAUGGCUGAAGAUGGAACGCUCCUUCUUCCUCAAGAAGCGGCGAGCAGACUUCGUGGCCGGCUCUCUGAGUGGACGUGUCGUCGUGGCUGGUGGACUGGGGAACCAGCCCACCGUCCUGGAGACAGCGGAAGCAUUCCACCCAGGGAAGAACAGGUGGGAGGCGCUGCCCGCCAUGCCCACGCCGCGCUGUGCCUGCUCCAGCAUCGUCGUCAAGAACUGCCUGCUGGCCGUGGGGGGCGUCAACCAGGGCCUGAGCGACGCGGUGGAAGCCCUGUGUGUCUCCGACUCCUAGCCGUGGCCGGGCCCAGCCCUGGCCCCGGAGCGUGUCCCUUUACUCUCGACGUGAGGCGUACGGGCUGCUCCCCAGGCCGCCAGCUCCUGUCAGCAGCCACAGGAGCAGAUCCUGGGGCUGUACCUACCCCCGCCACCUCCAAACCCUGCCAGUCCCAGAACGCUGUCCAGAGCACAGAUGACCCUGCCGGGCCCAGCUUGCCACUGGGCUGUCCCCUGCAGAGGGUCCCUACUUACUGCUCGGGCACAGGAGAGCCCUGGGGCAGCGCCCCCUCCCACCUGAGAGGGUGGCUCUGAUGGGGGCUGAGCCGCGAUUGCUGUCUCCCCAGCACUGCACUACUUGGAGGGUCUUGAAAAGAUGGAGGUCAACAUCUCUUCCCUCUUUAGUAGGGCUCGGCCCGGGGCCUAAGCUGCUUGGCCAGAGUUGAAUGUGAAGCUAGAGGCAAGCACACUGGGAGGGACACGGGCUCACGUGGCCAGUCCAGGCCCCAGGGGCUUCCUCUGGGGGUCCUUGCCAGGUGCUGAUGAUGGGGAAGAAGCAAUGGGCUCCCCACAUCUCUCCCCGUUCCAUGUCCCCACCAGAGGCCUGGCCCUCUGUCACUGAUGGUCCCCAGGGUGUCCCUGUGCGAAGCCGCCUCAUGUACACUGUGCCAUCAAAAUCCACCAUGAUGGGUUCAUUCACCGGUUAGCAGCAGCAGCACAACGAUGAAAGUCUAUAUUCCUAUCUUCUGUGGUGCCUUGAUUCAGGCUGGAGUGGAAGGGUGUCUGAUGGGCAGAGGGGACCCCGUGACAGUCCUUCUGCCACGCUGAGGCUAGAUGGGGUCCCACGUGGCCAUCAUCUCGGCUGUCCCCCCCUCCCAGUGCCGCCUCUACGAUCCCGGCCACCGGUCACCCACCCCCACCCCGGCAAAGGCAGUUCCUUCUCUUGCACUGAGAUUCCAGGAGUCCUCAGAGAAGGUCACGUUCACACGGGGUCUUCUGCAUCUGGUGCCUCCCUGUGUCGCCUCCCUUUACUCAGCCUGAGCUCCGACUUCCUAUUUUUCUUAUGCAAACUAGGAAGGGAUCUGCUCACUGACCUGGGCAAAAAGGACUUGAAGAAUGUGCCUCCUGUUAGCGUACAUACCCCCUCUGGUUCUCAGAGUGACGUGCAAGAGAGGAGAGAGAGAGAGAGCGAGCCUCCAUCCACUGGUUCAGUCCUCAAAUGGCCAGGCCGAAGCCAGGAGCCUGGAACGCCAUCCAUCAUCCAGUCUCCCACGUGGGUGGCAGGGGUCCAAGGGCCUGGGCCAUCCUCCAUUGCUUUUCCAGGCGCAUCAGCAGGGAGCUGGAUCAGAAGUGGAGCAGCCAGGACUCACCAGUGCCCCAGUAUGGGAUUCGGGGAUGGAGACAGUGGCUUAGCCCUCUGUGCCAUGACCCUGACUCCUCAGUUGCUUUGGAAAGCUGGGCCAGCAGGUUGCUGAAGGGCUUAGAGAAGUGGGUAACGCUCCUCCAUCACGGACAGAUGGUUUCUCCUGGGGGCGGGAGCUGGAGGAUCAGCUGCCUGGGUCUAGGGAGCCGCAGGGGGCCUCCUGGGGUGGGGCCGCCACCUUCAGCCAGGUCUUCCAGCACAAGUGGAACCUGGGUCUUUAGGGGUUAGGGAUUUUUUUCCUCCGGGAACCUGACUUUUUCCUUACUUGGAUCCCAGAAGGGCACUGCCACCUGCUGGCCAGCCUUUCCUUCCUGCCCUGACCAGGAGGAGUCCGGAGGCCGCGGGGGCCCCCUAGCGAGCAGACUUCAGAGAGGCCUGUUGCUGCCCAGGCCCUGCUGUGGUUCCGCCCGGAAGUCACCGUUAGGCAAAGGGGCUGGAGGUGCUACAGACGCUAGGGAGGAUUCAACGGCACAGCCGCCGGGAGAAGCUGCCCUGAGGGCCGGCCCUGGUACGGUCUCCCCUUCCCCUCCCACUUCUGCCUCACAGCCCCCAUCCCUACCCCUCCCUAAGAGCCAUGUGUUCAAACGGGGGACAGAGCCAAGUGCACCCAAUGGCCCUGUAUCCAUGGAUGGGACUGAGACACUAAAAUCAUAGAACCUGAGGGGUGGGCAUAGGGGCACCAGCUCUGAAAGGCUACAUUCACCUCCGACCCCUGUACGGGCAACUCAGGGCUGCAGCUGCUCGGAGCCGAGGACUCGGCUCUCAGGAGUCCACCUGGAGAGGCUUGGGGUACCGCCCCGAGGAUUCGGGGAGGUACUGAAGGUCAGUGCUAGCCCACAUGGUCCUGCGCUUCGUGGUGCCCUGGACGAGGCACAGGGCCUGGGGCCCGAUGACCCGGCUCCAGGCCUCACUCCCCACUGCUGAAUGCCCUCCCAUUUCACAGGGGAGAAGACCAGGGCUCGGAGGGGUUAAGCUCGGGUAGCUUGCCCAGGGUCACCAGCUGUAAGUGACUGAACAAGGUCUGCUUCCCAAACGUGUGAGUAUCGCUCUGCACUUCCUCAAAUGGAAUAGCAGCAGCAAAGGCGAGAGGACCAACUACGUGUCCCAAAAUACCCAGGCUGGAGGAACGGCAGCUCUGAGGGCCCCUACUGUGCAAUAGAUACUGAGCAUAGAAUAUUCCUGAGUCCAUAUCCCUGGGAAAGUUCCCCGCCAAAGUCUUUGUCCCAUCUUCGAUUCCACACUGUUGGGUAGCAUUUGACACCUGAUGAGCUAGAGGGGGUCUCCAUCCCCACCCCGCACCCCCGCCCCGCAGAGCGUGUCUGUCUUCAGAAUGGUCUUGGUCUAGAAGCCUGGCAUGACGCUAGGCCUGGGUUCCUGCCCCUACCAGCUGCAGUCCAGGGGAAGACAGGAGACCGAGCCUGCGGUUGGUAUUUGGCCAGCGUCAGCCUUGGCUGGUGCAAACCAGGACGACUCCAGGGAGCUGAGAUGAACCAAGGGGAACAGGGCAGCUUUCCGGAAAAAAAAAAAAAAUCUCAAACUGCACAAUGAAGGAAGAGGAAGACCGGCGGGGCAGAGAGGCACAGGCCGUGCGCGAGAGGGACCGGUCCAGGUCGUGACUGUCAUGGACUGCUUGAUUUCGGGCAUCCUGCUUACCCUCUCUGAGUGUUGGUUUCCUCAUUUGUAAAACGGGCACCGUGAGGCCACACCUAGGAGGCCAGGUGGGACAAUUGCGAGUGUUCAGCAGGUGGCUGUGGCCCGACACACGCCGGGGAAGGAGAGGCGCUCCAAGCCCACUGAGGGAAAGGGCUGGCUUACGGUGAGGCAGCAGGCGGGUGGAUCAGGGAAGGUCUCCCUGCGUGCCUGGCUGAGGGGUCUGACUCUGCAAAGGUGGGAGAUGGGAGCCGCGUGGGGUUUGGAGUGGAGGAGCAGUACGAUCAGAUUUGUACCCCUGUCUUGGGGAGGCACCCGUGCUUUUGCCGCACUCACAGCAACCCUGGCACCCUCAGCGUGGGCACCCAGGCGCAGACUCCUUCACCUUUGGAAGUGCAGUGCCGUGGCUGUCACUGCCCUCGGGCAAGGCAGGGCCACCUGCUGCUUUGGGUCAUUCUGCUCUCCCACCCCCCAGGACCCAGGGCCACGUUUGCCAUUGUGGCUGGAGGGACCUUGGCACCUUGGUACAGACUGGGACCAGUCAGUUUCACAGUUGUGUAAACUGAGCCCAGAGGAGUUGUGGGACUUCCUCCAGGGCUCCCAGGCUACGUGAGGGAGGGGCACGUCCUCCUCACCUGUCGUCACCUGCUUGGUGCCUGGUGGCGCCUGGCACAGCGCCAGUGCCUGCUGCCCAUGUGUUAAGGGAACGAACAGAGGGCUCACCAGGGGGUGAACGGGGAGAGAUUCCGGUGCCCAGUCCCAGUUCCUAAUUUAGCCUGGACGCUCACGGCUCCUGAGACAGUUUCUUCAUUUCCUGCAAAAGUUUCCAGCCACCUCCCUCCUCGGGAGAGGAAAUUGUUGGCAGAUGACUCACAGGGCCCACGAGUAAGGGGCUGGAGGCAAAGAAGUACCUGAACAAUUGGUGCCAGAGGCCCUUCUGGACAAGGAGAAACCCGUCCUCCCCACCAGCUUCUGGGCCAUGGAGGGCUGGGGACAGAGGACUCCAGGUGGCAGCUGCUGGCCUGCUGGCCUUCUGGCCUGCAGGGCUGUGCCUGGUCUGUUGGGGCUCCACCACUGGGCAGCCCUGGGAGGAGGAUGUGGCUGUGCCAGGAGGGUUAGGGACCCCUAAUACUUGACCUUGACCAUCCCAUCCUCCUGUGUGAAGCACAAAACAAGGACCUGGGGAUGCCCUGCCCACUGUUCCACAGAAAACCAGCCAUAGUUCUAAUCUCAGCAAUUCAUAGUUUUGAAAACAAACGUUGGGGCCAGGGUUGUGGCAUAGCAGGUAAAGCCGCCGCCUGCAGUGCCGGCAUCCCAUAUGGGCACUGGUUCGAGACCCAGCCGUUCCACUUCUGAUCCAGCUCUCUGCUAUGGCCUGGGAAAGCAGUAGAAGAUGGCCCAAGUCCUUAGUCCCUUGUACUUGUGUGGGAGAUCUGGAAGAAGCUCCUGGCUCCUGGCUCUUGGCUUUGGAAUGGUGCGGCUCUGGCUGUUCCGGCCAAUUGGGGAGUGAACCAGCGGAUGGAAGACUCUCUCUCUCUCUCUCUCUCUCUGCCUCUCCUUCUCUCUGUGUGUAACUGAAUUUCAAGUAAAUAAUAAAUCUUAAAAAAAAAAAAAAUUAGGAGGUGAGCAUUGUGGUAGCUCCGGUCAAGCUGUAGCUUGGGACACCCACAAGCCAAAUCGGAGUGCCAGUUCAGGUCCUAGCUGCCCCAGGCUUCUAAUGCAGCUCCCUGCUGAUGUGCCUGGAGGCAGCAGGUGAUGGCCCAAGUGCUUGGGUUCCUGCCACCCAUGCGGGAGACCCGGAUGGAGUUCCUGGCCCCUGACUUUGGUCUGGCGUUACCCUGGCUGUUGUGGACAUUUGGGGAAAGAACAGACAGAGAUAUAGAUAUGCACAUAUGUAUGCAUGUCUGUCACUUUGCCUUUCAAAUAAAUAAAUCUCAA
Molecule: messenger RNA, 6376 nt
Organism: Lepus europaeus (European hare)
Lineage: Eukaryota; Metazoa; Chordata; Mammalia; Lagomorpha; Leporidae
Gene: KLHDC8A
Product: kelch domain containing 8A
Exons: 6
Coding region: 332-1384 (350 amino acids)
Molecular function (GO): protein binding
Source: RefSeq, a predicted model, not a curated record